AUGGCCAACCAACUGUAUGAGACAACAUACACCAGAUCGGUUGGAUGCAGGCCAGUGGCUGGCCCCCAGAUCCUAUGGCUCUACGAGGUGGAGAAGAACGAGGCCAAGAGGGACGCAAUCGAGAAGCUAUGCAGCGAAGCCGGCAGAAGAAAACGCUUCCCUCUGGUAUGGAUCCGAAAGGGCGACCAUUCAGAGACGGUAGUCUGGGAAGUCUCGGAGGAGGGCACUCUCGUCAAGACGAUCGAGAAGCGUGCAUCGCAUAUCACCGCCUUGAUGGGGAGGAGCGAAGAGUUCGAAUACGCGGCACAUAUAUUAGGUACGUGGAAGAUGAUCCGGAUGACAGCGCCUGCACUAUCCCACGUCGUCUGGCGGAUCCGCUGCAGGGAGAAUCCCAUCGAGAUAGGCAGUUUUUGA
Molecule: messenger RNA, 414 nt
Organism: Aspergillus mulundensis
Lineage: Eukaryota; Fungi; Ascomycota; Eurotiomycetes; Eurotiales; Aspergillaceae
Exons: 2
Coding region: 1-414 (137 amino acids)
Source: RefSeq, a predicted model, not a curated record